This is a messenger RNA of Pectinophora gossypiella (pink bollworm), 6882 nucleotides long. RefSeq names its product multidrug resistance protein homolog 49-like. Gene Ontology annotation, biological process: transmembrane transport. Gene Ontology annotation, cellular component: membrane. NCBI's taxonomy places the organism in Eukaryota, Metazoa, Arthropoda, Insecta, Lepidoptera, Gelechiidae. Bases 128 to 4066 code for a protein of 1312 amino acids. The transcript has 26 exons. Gene Ontology annotation, molecular function: ABC-type transporter activity; ATP hydrolysis activity; ATP binding. The record is from RefSeq and is a predicted model, not a curated record.
GGCUCGCGUGCACGUAAAAAGACUUUAUAAAAAAUAUAAUAAAAUAACAAAGCGCGCGCGAAAAGUGACGUUGAAAAAAAAUAUUUGUUUUAUAGUUUUAUUUAAAGUAAUUGGUUUUAUUUGAGUGAUGAAAGGUCAAAGCAAGAGAUUUGUUAACCACAUGGGUAAGGCGUACGACACAGAGAUGGGGAAGAAAGUCAGCGAUAGUAUUGGAUUUUUUGACUUGUGGCGCUACUCGACGGCGUCGGAGCGCGGGCUGACCGUCCUGGGCGUGCUCAUCUCGUGGCUGACGUCGGCGGCGCUGAUCGCCGCGGUGCUGGUGUACGGGGAGUUCACGGCGCUGUUCGUGGCGCGGCACAAGGCAGACGCCAGCACGGGCCACGCGCGCCUGCUGCCCUGGUUCGGCGGGGGGCGAGCCUUGCCAGCGGGCAACAGGACGCUGCACAUGGACGCGCUGGUGGAGGACUCGCUGGCGUUCCUGUGGGCGAGCAUCGCGGUGAUGGCGCUGCAGGUCACCAGCGCGGGGCUCGCCGUCUUCCUCGCCAACACCGCCGCCAACACCAUGAUAUCCCGUCUCCGCUGGCGGCUGCUGCGCGCCGUCAUCCGCCAGGAGAUCGCCUUCUUCGACACCAACACCACCAUGAACUUCGCCGCCACACUCACCGAGGACAUGGACAAGCUGAAGGGCGGCGUGGGCGAGCACGUGGUGAUGACGUCAUACCUGCUCGGCACCGUGGUGCUGGGCGGCGGGCUGGCGCUCGCGUACGGCUGGCAGCUGACGCUGGUGGGGCUCAGCGUGGUGCCGGUGGCCGUCGCUGUGGCCGCCACCGUCGCUAAGUACCAGACGCGGUGCUCAGCGCGCGAGGUGACGGCGUACGGGGCGGCGGGCCGCGUGGUGGAGGAGGCGCUGGCGGGGAUCCGCACCGUGCGCGCCUACGGGGGCGAGGAGUACGAGGUGCAAUGCUACUCGGAGGCGCUGCGGCCGGCGGCGGCGGAGGCGCGGCGGCGCGGGCUGCUGGCGGGCGCGGGCGCCGGGCUCGGCUGGCUGCUCACGUACGCGCUCAACGCGCUCGUGUUCGGCUACGGCGCCGCGCUCAUCGUGCGCGACAUGGACUUGCCGCCCGACCAGCAGCAGUACCACCCCGGGGUCAUGGUCACCAUCCUGUUCUGCACAUUCAUGGCGGCGCAGAACAUAGCGAUGUGCCACCCGCACCUAGAGAUCUUCUCGACGGCGCGCGGCGCGGCGCGGACCGUGUUCCCGCUGCUGCAGCGGCGCUCGCGCAUCGACGCGCUGCAAGAGGGCGGGGCCCGGCCGGCUGGGUUCAAGGGGGACAUACAGUUCAACAACCUGUACUUCAAUUACCCCUCGCGACCCGAUGUCAAGGUACUCCGCGGCCUCACGCUCUCCGUCAAAGCAGGGGAGACAGUGGCGCUGGUGGGCGGGUCCGGCUGCGGCAAGUCCACGCUGCUGCAGCUGCUGCAGCGCAUGUACGAGCCCGAGAGCGGGAACAUCACAGUGGACGGACGGCCGCUCAAGGACCUCGACUUGCAUCACUUCCGAACUAGUAUUGGCGUGGUGGGCCAGGAGCCAGUCCUAUUCAGCGGGACCAUCCGGGACAACAUCACGAUCGGCUUGACGGACGUGAGCGAGGCGGACGUGAUCGCCGCCGCCACCACGGCCCACGCCCACCAGUUCAUCACCAAGCUGGCUGACGGCUACGACACAGAGCUGGGCGAGCGCGGCGCGCAGCUCUCCGGCGGCCAGAAGCAACGCAUCGCCAUCGCCCGCGCCGUGCUGCGCCGCCCCGGGAUACUGCUGCUGGACGAGCCCACCUCGGCGCUCGACCCCGCGGCCGAGCGCAGCGUGCAGGCCGCGCUGGACGCCGCCAGCGCUGGCAGGACCACGCUCGUAGUGUCCCACAGACUCCAAACAAUCGAGAACGCGGACCGCAUCGUGUACAUGGAGCAGGGCGCGGUGCUGGAGCAAGGCACGCACAGCGAGCUGAUCAACAAGCAGGGGCUCUACUACAAGCUGCACGCACACCACACCGCACACAAGAGUCUGUCGGCGGUGCCGGCGGCGGAGGAGGACGACGACGUGGUGCCCGCGCAGGAUCACCGCGACCACUUCCGACGGUCGUACAGCCGCCAGUCCGGCAUCAGAGCGUCCCGCAGCAGCCGCGGCGCGGGCGGCGUGGCGGCCGCGCGGCCCGCCAGCUGCGUGCCCGCAGACUACAGCGCCGUCGCCGAGCCACAGGAGACGGAGGAGGAGCAGGCGGAGGACGCGUCGUCGGUGUCGAUGUGGCAGCUGCUGAAGCUGAACGGGCCGGAGUGGCCGCUGCUGGCGGGCGGCGGGGUGGCCUCCGCCCUCGUCGGAGCCACCAUGCCCAUGUUCGCGCUGCUCUUCGCCAAGGUGUACGGGAUGUUCGCGUCGUCGGACGCGGCGGAGAUCCUGCAGCGCUCGCAGCUGUACGCGGGGCUGUUCGCGGGCGUGGCGGCGCUGUGCGGGCUGGUCACCUUCCUGCAGGCCUGGCUGUUCACGCGGGCCGGCUCGCGGCUCACCGACCGCCUCAGGGAGAUGACCUUCCGGAACUUCCUGCUGCAGGAGCAGGGCUGGUUCGACGAGCCGGCCAACUCGGUGGGGGCGCUGUGUGCGCGCCUGGCCGCCGACUGCGCCGCCGUGCAGGGCGCCACCGGCACCAGACUGGGCACGGUGCUGCAGGGCGCCAGCACCAUGAUCAUCGGCAUCGGGCUGGCGAUGCCCUACUCCUGGAAGAUGACCCUCGUCAGCCUCGUCAGCGUGCCCGCCGUGAUCGGCGGCAUCUACCUGGAGGGCUACGUGACGAAGCGCGCGGAGGUGAAGGAGCGGCAGGCUCUGGAGCACGCCGCCAGGAUCGCCACCGAGGCCGUGCUCAACGUGCGCACCGUGCAGAGCCUGGGCGUGGAGUCCACCCUCCUGUCGCGCUACCAGUCGGCGCUCAGGGCGGGCGGGCUGCCUGCCCUGUCCCGUGCGGUGCGGGGCGCGGUGUACGGGCUGUGCCUGUGCGCGCCCACGCUGGGCUACGCGGUGUCGCUGGCCUACGGCGGGUACCUCAUCGCCAGGGAGGGGCUGCAGUACGAGUACGCCAUACUCGUGUCGGAGGCGCUGAUCUACGGCGCGUGGAUGCUGGCGGAGGCGCUGUCGUUCGCGCCGUCCUUCGCGGCCGCGCGCCGCGCCGGGGCGCGCAUCGUGGCCGCGCUGGCGAGGCAGCCCGCCGUGCUCAGCGAGCCCACGGCCGUGGACGACCCGCACUGGGAAGUGCGCGGCGACGUGAAGUACUCGAACAUCCACUUCCGGUACCCGACGCGGCCCAACGUGCCGGUGCUUCAGGGGCUGCAGCUAGAGCUGGAGGCGGGAACCACGCUGGCGCUGGUGGGGGGCUCCGGCUGCGGCAAGUCCACGCUCAUGCAUCUGCUGAUGAGGAGCUACGACCCCGACCAGGGGCAUGUGGAGCUGGACGGGCGCGACAUCAAGCGCUCGGUGCCGCUGCAGCGCGUCCGCGGCGCGCUGGCGCUGGUGCAGCAGGAGCCCACGGUGUUCGCGCGGAGCAUCCGGGACAACAUCGCGUACGGCGCCUGGGGGGCGGGCAGCCGGCCCGGGGACGUCAGCAUGGAGCGCGUCGUGGCCGCCGCCCAGCAGGCCGACCUGCACCAGUUCGUCACCACUUUGCCCUUGGGCUACGCCACGCAGCUGGGCGGCGCGGGCGCGGCGGCGCUGUCGGGCGGGCAGAAGCAGCGCGUGGCGCUGGCGCGGGCGCUGUGCCGGGCGCCCAGGCUGCUGCUGCUGGACGAGGCCACCUCGGCGCUGGACGCCGGCACCGAGCGGGCGGUGCAGGCGUCCCUGGAGGCAGCAGCGGCGGGCCGCACCACCAUCAUGAUCGCCCACCGACUGUCCACCGUCGCACGCGCAGACUCCAUCGCCGUCGUCGACAAAGGCGUGAUAGCGGAGCGCGGCACCCACGAGCAGCUCGUGCGCAGGCGCGGCCUCUACUGGAACCUGCUGCAGCAACAGGAUGGCCUCCAUUGACCACGUCACUACGACUAACAUCGACUAUAAUACGUAUUGAAGGGACACACUCCGCCCCGCACCGACACGAUUACCUCACCCCCUCAAAUUCACAAAUAAUUCGUUGGGCUCAUUGACUGAACUUUUGCUCUUUGAUUGUACAUUACAUAGUACAAAACCUGUCUUAGUUCUGUUUGAUCUCGACAGCCAUUUAAUUUCGAUUCUGUUCAUGACUUGUGUAAGUUUUUCAUCUGAAAGCUUUCAUUUUUUCCUUCCUUUCUUCACGUCUUUUUCUUUCUCUAUGUUUAUAUUUCCAUCUUUUUUUUAACGUGACUUUUUGUAGAUUUCGGCUUUGAAAUAGACUACUCUGGGCGCCAUCCCACUCGUGUCAGACAGAGUACUGCGGGGCGGAAGGCAAGAGGGAAACCACUGCCCUGUUUCUCCCUAAAAAAAGUAGCAUGGAGAAUGCUACACCGACAAGAGCGUGGCUCUUAAAUUAGUGAUGUAUAUAUUUGCCGCAUGUCACUUCAGAUUGCUAUAUUUUAGUAAAGUACAGUCAUGAGCAAUAUCAUGUACCCACUUUAGAACCCUGUCGCACUAUCAUAUUUGAGAUUUAAUGAGACUUGCGGUUUAUAUUGUCAAAAAAGUUAAUGUGACAUGGUAUCAAAGUGUAUACAUAUUAUUACUCGUGACCGUACAUAAUUAAUACUAUUGAUAUUCCUCCAUCGUGUUCUGAGGUGGAUGACCAGCCGCAGCAACCCUGGAUUGAUAAUUAUGGUCUUUAGAGAAGUACAAAAAAUCAAAAAGAGUAUUAUUAAUAGAUGUCUAGUGACAUUCCUGUAUCUUGAGUCUUUUGACAUCAUUUUGAAUUUCCAAAGAUAUUUCAUUAUUAUUUUUUACCUAAUAAUUCGUCGCUGACGUCGCAAACUGACGUAUCUCAAAUUUUUAGCCGAUCUGAUUUGAUAGAUAGAUAGAUAGAUAGAAUCUUUAUUUGCAACGUCAGCGACGAAUUGUUUCAUGUUAUUACGACUCUCGGGGUAUUUGCACGUAUAUACGGCUUAUAGUGAGACCCACUGAAGCGCCAUUUUGAAAAAUCACAUUUGGAUCUGAAUCCAAGUAAAAAGUCUCAAUUUGUACCCGCAAUUAAAUAGGCUAUUUGGCAACCUAAUGAGAUACUUUUUACGAAACGUCAAAACGAAAGCUUUCUUUGGAGUUUGUAUGGAAAUACUGUCCUGUGACGACAUCAAUAAAAGCGGUCAAACGUCGUACUUAUUGUUACUUAAUUCAUAAAUAAAAUUCGAAAAUAAGUCGAAAAGUAAAAUGAGAUUGAUUUUUAAUCAUCUUAGACAGGCUUCUAUUUCUAGAUUAGCAUUUUAUAAUUUAUCUUUGACUCAGUCAAAUGCCCUAUUAAUUAAAAGACAUCGAGAUUUUGUUGAAGAAUUUCAAAAUGGCGGUCAUUUUGUUCACACUAUAAGCCGACGGUAUAUUAACUCGCGCUCCCAAUCCGUAAAGGAGUAGUCGUGUGAGGUUGUCGUUAAGACGAACCUCUGCGUACCCUUGUAAGGUUCACGGGCGUGAGUUUACAUAAAAUAUGAUAUGACAAAUACCUCAAAUCGAAUAUGUUCCCAGCUUAAUAUAUAAGUUUUUAAUAUAGUCUACUUAAUACUAUUAAGAUCAUAACGUUGACAAAUCAUGCACAAAAAAAGAAAUUAGAAUUGUUAAACUGUAUUUUUAGAAGUAGUAUUAAUUACAAAUAAUAAUAAAAAAUAAGUACUUAAACUUAAAAAAAAAUAGUUAAUAACUUGACAGAAUUGUACCCUGAAUACAAAUAAAAAAUACAUUUAAUUAAUUAAUUUUGAAUUCUUUUAAAAUAUGACAUAUGAUAUUACAAUAAAUUAGUUUUAUAACAAAAUAUGAUACGAUAUUAGUUUUAAGUGCGUUUUUCAAUUUUGACUGUGAUUAUAAAAGUUAUAAGCGCUGUUAAGGCUUUAAUGUAAAUGACUGUAGUUAAGAUAGUUAUAGAGAGACAUGGGUGCAACGUGCGUGGGGUCAUAUCUCAGGACUUCACCACUUAAGGUACCUAUAGGACUUUUUCUUAUUCAACUUACAGGUAUGGCCACGAGCAUUAAUAUGUAAACACUUUGGUACCAUGUCACGUUAACUUUUUGACAAAUUGAACUGUAAAUCUCACUAAAUGUCAAAUAUGUUAGUGCGACAGAGUCCUAAAGUGGGUACAUUAUAUUGCUCAUGACUGUACUUCUGUCGUUUCGAGAAAUCUUUUCGAAAAUCUCUUUGAAAAUGUUGUCCUUUGAGAACAAAGAUUUUCCAACUUGUUACUCUGUCCACCCCGGUAGGAAUUACGGGCGCGGGAUGUCUAUUUCUACAUACAUACACAACAUAUAGCCUCACGCCCGUAUCCCCAAAAGGGUAGGCAGACGUGUAUAGUAUACACACCUAUUGCCAUUAACCGGGCACAAGUCCUGGUUACAUAAAUAAGUCCUAAUAGAGGUAACGAUAUGAUUGGAUUUAUGCAGUUGAUUCCCCCUGCUCACUACUGUAGGAAUAUGCCGUGAUUAUAUAUUGUGAAUUAUAGUCUUCGUGUUCUAGUACCUAUUAGUUAGAAAAUGUUUAGUGCCUUAGUAAAUACUUUUAAGUAGCAAAAUGAGUAAUUUAUUAUAGAUUAACGGCGCUUGCGCAUAUUGUGGUUGCCAGCAAAAUGUUACAUUAUGUUAUAAGUAUAACAUUUCAUAACCACAGUGUAGCGCCUUAAGACUUGUUAGGAAAUAAUUGUUCUUUAGACAUGUAGUUACCUUAAAUGUGAUAUGAAAUAAACAUGU